CCGCUGCCCCCUGGACGGACACUUGCCCUCCGCCUCCCGCCACGCCAACGGAGGCCCGGUCGUCGAGCCCGGCGUACGCCUUGGGGCGCCCUCCGCAUCAGCGGCCCCGCAAGCUGUUUAGGGCAACGCUGCCUUCGCCGCUCAUCCCAUGCAGGCCCGGCCUGGUACAGCCAGCGUGCGCCAGCGCCCCGGUCCCCGCGUCCCAGCAGGGAGACAGGCCGGCCCGGCGGACAGGCCGCUUGGGGGACCCCUCAGCGCCCCCUGGAUCGCGCGACACGCGCCCAUUUUCCAGAUUCGGCCCGGGGCUGCGGUCGAGCCAACCUGUCCCGAAACAGGGGGCCCCGGGGGGACCUGCAAGCAGCACGGCCGCGGCUGACGCAUCCCCGCAGGGCUGCUUACGGAGACCGCACAGGGAAGGCGGCCGUCGCGGGAGGCGGGCGCGCUCGGCCACCCCUUACGGCUGUCAGCUGCGUCCCCGCCCACGAGUCGGCACGGGGCGCCAGCACACGGGGCAGGGGCCGUCUGCUGAAGGCGGACGCACCCGAGCCCUACGACUUGGCACCAAGUCGGGAUGUUAGCAUCCCAUUCGGCAGUUUCGCAUCCAGCAUGAAGCACACCAACUUGUCCUUUGCAGCCUGCGGGUUCCUGGGCAUUUACCACUUGGGGGCAGCAUCUGCACUUCGUAGACACGGCAAGAAGCUCCUGGAGGAUGUCCAGGCCUUUGCAGGGGCUUCUGCGGGAUCCUUGGUUGCAGCUGUCCUGCUAACAGCCCCACAAAAAAUAGAGGAAUGUAAUGAAUUUACCUACAAGUUUGCCGAAGAAAUCCGAAGGCAGUCUUUUGGGGCAGUAACACCCGGCUAUGAUUUCAUGGCCCGAUUGAGAAGCGGAAUGGAGCUGAUUCUCCCCACCAACGCUCAUGAGUUGGCCCACAACCGACUGCACGUAUCUAUCACCAACACCAACACCAGAGAAAAUUACCUGGUCUCCAAUUUUCCCUCUAGGGAGGAUCUCAUUAAGGUUCUGCUGGCCAGCAGCUUCGUGCCCAUUUAUGCAGGACUGAAACCAGUGGAAUACAAAGGGCAGAAGUGGGUAGAUGGAGGCCUCACGAACAGCCUUCCCAUCCUGCCCGUGGGCCGGACGGUGACGAUCUCGCCCUUCAGUGGACGACUGGACAUCUCCCCACGGGACAGAGGGCAGCUGGAUCUCUAUGUUACUGUCGCCAAUCAGGACAUAAUGUUGUCCGUGGCAAACUUGGUGAGGCUGAGCCAAGCCCUUUUCCCGCCAAGCAAGAGGAAAAUGGAAUCGCUCUAUCAACGUGGGUUUGAUGACGCCAUUCAGUUUUUACUCAAAGAAAAUUGGUUUGAAUAGAAUGCUUACAAGUUGAUAAUGCAAAACAGACUUCAUACUUUUUUUUUUCAUUUUUGUCCACAUAGUGGUUGAUGGAGGUUUCUAAUUAAAUCAUUAAAAAAAAAAA
This is a messenger RNA of Mirounga angustirostris (Northern elephant seal), 1474 nucleotides long. RefSeq names its product patatin like phospholipase domain containing 4 (gene PNPLA4). Gene Ontology annotation, molecular function: triacylglycerol lipase activity; retinyl-palmitate esterase activity. The transcript is spliced from 7 exons. Gene Ontology annotation, cellular component: cytoplasm; membrane; lipid droplet. NCBI's taxonomy places the organism in Eukaryota, Metazoa, Chordata, Mammalia, Carnivora, Phocidae. Gene Ontology annotation, biological process: lipid homeostasis; triglyceride catabolic process. Bases 607 to 1368 code for a protein of 253 amino acids. The record is from RefSeq and is a predicted model, not a curated record.